UUCGCUUUCAAACCCCGGCCGCUGCGGGUCACGGUCACCCUGCCCGUCCUGUGACAGAUUUUGUCCAUAGGAGUAGUGCAGGAAAAACCGAAGAAGUGAUCCAUAAACGGAGACCUAAAGCUUGAUAAGAGACGCUAGGGCUAUGGGACUUGCUAUGAUGGAAGUCAAAGAGAAGAAAAAAUUCACGGGACAGAGGCCAAAGACAGCACAAGGAAAGAAUAGAUUUCAUAAAAACAGUGAUUCCAGUUCUUCAAAGACUGUCCCGAGGAAAGCUGGUAAGGAAGGCGGGCCUAAAGUCACAUCUAAGAACUUUGAGAAAGGUGCCACCAAACCUGGCAAAAAGGGUGUGAAGCAGUUCAAGAACAAGCCACAGGGGGGCAAAGGACCUAAGGACAAAUUCCAGAAGCCAAAUAAAUUCAACAAGAAGAGGAAAUUCCAGCCAGAUGGUAAAAGUGAUGAAUCAGCAGCCAAGAAACCCAAAUGGGAUGACUUCAAAAAGAAGAAGAAGGAGCUGAAGCAGAGCAGGCAGCUCAGUGAUAAGACCAACUAUGACAUCGUGGUUCGAGCAAAACACAUUUGGGAGAGCUUGAGAAGGAAGGACUGUGACAAGGGAAAGAGAGAGAAGCUGAUGAGUGACUUGCAGAAGCUGAUCCAAGGGAAAAUCAAAACUAUUGCCUUUGCACACGACUCAACACGCGUGAUCCAGUGCUUCAUCCAGUAUGGGAAUGAAGAGCAGAGGAAGCAGGCUUUUGAAGAAUUGCAAGGUGACUUGGUUGAACUAAGUAAAGCCAAAUAUUCCAGGAAUAUCGUCAAGAAGUUUCUCAUGUAUGGGAGUAAACCUCAGAUAGCAGAGAUAAUCAGAAGCUUUAAAGGUCAUGUGAGGAAGAUGCUGCGGCACUCAGAGGCAUCGGCCAUCGUGGAGUAUGCGUACAAUGACAAGGCCAUUUUGGAACAGAGGAACAUGCUGACAGAAGAGCUCUAUGGGAACACGUUUCAGCUUUACAAGUCGGCCAGUCACCCAACUCUGGACAAGGUGCUGGAGGUGCAGCCGGGAAAGCUGGAGCUCAUCAUGGAAGAGAUGAAGCAGAUUCUGACUCCCAUGGCCCAAAAGGAAGCUGUGAUUAAGCACUCACUGGUUCAUAAAGUAUUCUUGGACUUUUUUACCUAUGCACCCCCAAAACUUCGAUCAGAAUUAAUUGAAGCUAUCCGGGAAGCAGUGGUAUACCUGGCCCACACACACGAUGGCGCCAGAGUGGCCAUGCACUGCUUGUGGCAUGGUACACCCAAGGACAGAAAAGUGAUUGUGAAAACGAUGAAGACCUACGUGGAAAAAGUGGCCAACGGCCAGUACUCGCAUUUGGUUUUACUGGCAGCAUUUGAUUGUAUUGAUGAUACUAAGCUUGUGAAGCAGAUAAUCAUAUCAGAAAUCAUCAGUUCCCUGCCCAGCAUAGUAAAUGACAAAUACGGGAGGAAAGUCCUGUUGUACUUGCUGAGUCCCAGAGAUCCCGCCCACACGGUUCCAGAAAUCAUUGAGCUUCUGCAGAAGGGUGAUGGCAAUGCACACAGUAAGAAAGACGCCGCCAUCCGCCGGCGUGAGCUCUUGGAAUCCAUCUCCCCAGCAUUGCUAAACCACCUGCAAGGACAUGCACAAGAGGUGGUGCUGGACAGGUCUGCGUGUGUGUUGGUGUCUGACAUCCUGGGAUCUGCUACUGGAGAUGUUCAGCCUGCCAUGGAUGCCAUUGCCAGUUUGGCAGCUGCGGAACUGCAUCCUGGUGGCAAGGACGGAGAGCUGCAUGUUGCUGAGCAUCCUGCAGGACAUCUCGUUCUCAAAUGGUUAAUAGAGCAAGAUAAAAAGAGGAAAGAAAAUGGAAGAGAAGGCUGUUUCGCAAAGACCCUUGUAGAGUGCGUUGGCAUGAAGAACCUCAAGUCCUGGGCCAGCAUCAACCGAGGCGCCAUUAUUCUUUCCAGCCUUCUUCAGAGCUGUGACCAGGAAGUUGUAAACAAAGUCAAAGCUGGACUCAAAAGCCUGAUUCCAACGUUGGAAAAAAACAAGAGCACCAGCAGAGGAGUGGAAACUCUGCUGGAGAAGCUGACCGCAUAGGCGAGCAAGCUGGGACCCGCUUCCAUGGAGAAGGGCGGAUCCCCAUACUCAUACAUGAACACUCUGUACAUGCAUUCUUUGUUAAAGGACCUAUUUAUAUAAAAUUGUUUCUGAAAGAGA
Molecule: messenger RNA, 2221 nt
Organism: Arvicola amphibius (Eurasian water vole)
Lineage: Eukaryota; Metazoa; Chordata; Mammalia; Rodentia; Cricetidae
Gene: Pum3
Product: pumilio RNA binding family member 3
Exons: 18
Coding region: 143-2101 (652 amino acids)
Biological process (GO): regulation of translation
Cellular component (GO): nucleolus
Molecular function (GO): mRNA binding
Source: RefSeq, a predicted model, not a curated record